AUGUACGUGAUAUUAUUAAUAGUCCUUGUGAGAAUGAAGAGAGGCGCUUGCACCAGACUCAGCUCACAUGAUCUCAGACGCGCCCUGCCGCCGGCGAUUCGAGGUACACGUAUCUUAACAGUACACUGUGUUCUCAACAUGACUGCCAUCAUGACAAUUGAUCCAGCCGUGGCCUCAUCACAUGCGAUUGCGAAGGCGCACGCGACACAGUACAGCGACACGUCGUGCUGCUUCCACGUCGUCGCACCACACAUCUUCAUUCCAUUUGCUUGCGCCUGCCUGCGUACAAUUGCUCUCCGCCAGCCUCCUAACGCCCACAUCUCCCCUCACCUCCUUGAAACGGCGAUUCAAGCGACCGCGCGACCACGACCGAUUGCACGACUGAAACAGAUCGUCCAACGAGAGACGAUGAUGCAGAGAAGCCCCAUGCCGCCGUCCUUCGCGCCCCACCAUAUAUCGCGAGGUGAAGACUCGGACGACAGCGAAUAUGGAGACGCUGCAGGGUCUUCGGAAGACGCAGACGGUAGUGACGAUUCCCCUCAGCACCAUGCUCACGAAUCGUCAAGCUUGAUGCGGAGAGCUUCGAAGGACCUGAAAGGCUCUGAGGAAGCCGCCGCAGAGCCUGAGACGACAGCAGAAGAGUCCGAGCCAGAGGGCAUGCUCCCGAGAGACAAGCAGCGCCGAACACCUCAUUACAGCUACAAGCUGGAAAAGCAAAUGUCGCAUGUGGAAGCCAAGCAAUUCUUUCGGCAGGCACGACAAAACACGCUCGAUGAACAGGGUCUGUCGCAAAGUCCGAUCAUGGGCACCAGUCCCGUCCUGCGCGCGAGCACCUGGUCAGCACAGUUUGCUGCUGAUCCGAACUCUUUCUCACGCACGGGCAGCAUCAAAAGCAAGCACGGCGCAGCUGGACACAAAGAGCCUGGCUACAAGUCCGCCCUCCCUGUUGGUUUGAGCGAUCCCCGCAAGCAUCCAGAUGCCUCUACGGUACAGUCACCGAGUAUAGGCCGAUUCGAGGGCCUCAACGGUGUGCACUCUCAUGCCGUACAUGCUGAGGAAGACCCAUUGCUGGCAGCUGAUCGAGAGGCAAGGGCUCACAGCCACCAUCCUGCUCUGCCGCACGAGUCUAAGCCGUUGUUAGAGCAAGAGGGCAUUCAUGGUGCUGGUGCAGGAAUUGGCCAGGACGCCCAAAACGAGUCGAGCGUCACCACCGAGCUCAAUGCUAUUUAUGCAAAUAUUCAGAAGGUGCUAGACUUGAGGCAUAAAUACAUUCGCCUUUCGCUGCAAGGGCCUCAUGAUAAUCCGCGUGACGAACCUGGGUGGCACAUAUAUCCACCCCCGCCAGAGCCAGUAUGGCAUGACAACAAGGAGCGAAGAGACCACAGCACUGAACAAGAUGGCGAGGCUGAUCCUAAGACGCCAACCACUGCCACCAGCAAGAAACCACAACGCAAAAUGGGCCAAGACAUCGGGGAGGAUUUCGACUUUGAAGAGUGUCUUCCGCUGCCCGAAGCAUCCGAAAUGACCUUCAAGCUCGACUCCAAAGGCGUGUAUCAGGUGUACGAGACCUCGCCAUCCGCAGAGCUUGGCGAACCGAUUGUGCAUAUCCCAGACAUUAGAGAGUACUUCAUGGAUCUUGACGAGAUCCUGCGAAUCAGCUCAGAUGGCCCAAGCAAGUCCUUUGCGUAUCGCCGCCUCCAAUACCUCGAGGGCAAAUUUAAUUUGUAUGUCCUGUUGAACGAGUAUCAGGAGGUCGCGGAUACCAAAGCAGUGCCUCAUCGUGACUUUUACAAUGUUCGUAAAGUCGACACCCACGUCCAUCACUCUGCCUGCAUGAAUCAAAAGCACUUACUUCGAUUCAUCAAAAGCAAAAUGAAGAAGUGUCCGGACGAAGUUGUGAUUCAUCGAGACGGCAAAUACUUGACUCUUCGAGAAGUUUUUGAGAGUUUGAAUCUCACCGCUUACGACCUCAGCAUCGACACCCUCGACAUGCACGCGCAUACAGACUCCUUCCAUCGCUUUGACAAAUUCAAUCUCAAGUACAAUCCUGUGGGCGAGAGUAGGCUGCGAACAAUCUUCUUGAAGACCGACAACCAUAUCCAAGGACGAUACUUGGCAGACAUAACCAAAGAAGUCAUCUCGGAUCUCGAGAGCAGCAAGUAUCAGAUGGUAGAGUGGCGCAUCAGCAUCUAUGGUCGCAGUAUGGACGAAUGGGACAAGCUUGCAGCGUGGGUGGUCGACAACAAACUCUACUCACCCAAUGUCAGGUGGCUGAUUCAAGUGCCGCGUCUAUAUGAUGUCUACAAAGCUUCGAAGACCAUGGAGAGGUUCGAGGAAGUGCUCAAGAAUCUUUUCCAGCCGCUCUUCGAAGCGACUCAAGAUCCAAGCAGUCAUCCGAAACUGCAUGUCUUCCUGCAUCGCGUCAUUGGCUUUGACUCUGUCGACGAUGAAAGCAAGACUGAGCGCCGCAUCUAUCGCAAAUUUCCUCUUCCAAAAGACUGGGACACGAAGCAGAAUCCUCCUUACACGUACUGGAUCUAUUACCUGUUCGCCAACAUUGCUUCGCUCAAUGUCUGGCGGAAACAACGCGGCUUCAAUACAUUCGUCUUGCGACCCCACUGUGGUGAAGCGGGCGACACGGAUCAUCUGGCUGCAGCGGUGUUAUGCUGCCACAGCAUUAGCCAUGGCCUACUAUUGCGCAAGGUUCCUCUCCUCCAAUACAUAUUCUAUCUUGAACAGAUAGGUGUUGCCAUGAGUCCACUGAGCAAUAAUGCCCUAUUCUUGGCCUACGAACGCAACCCAUUCUUGCAAUACUUCCGCCGAGGUCUGAACGUGAGCUUGUCGACAGACGACCCGCUUCAAUUCGCAUUCACAAAGGAGCCUUUAAUCGAAGAAUACGCUGUCGCAGCACAAAUCUACAAACUCUCGGCGGUGGAUAUGUGCGAGCUUGCCAAGCACUCAGUCACGCAGUCAGGCUUCGAGCAUACCAUGAAGCAAAGAUGGCUCGGCAACAAUUACUAUCUCCCUGGCGUUGCUGGAAACGACAUGGCCAAGGUCAACGUGCCAAACAUCCGAGAGGCGUUUCGACACGAGACUUGGCUUCAAGAGCUCGCAAUGAUCGACCGUUACACCAAUGCUCCACCUGGCGGUCGACUGAGCACAACGGCAUUGGCGCCCGGACGACAUUCUACUAACACUUCGGCCGUCCCUCCAAGCCCAACCGCAAGCGUCAAGACCCAUCCUUCCGCCACCAACCCAAUGCACGCUGUUGACUCGUCAAAUUUCAAGCCUGGCAGUUCUCAAUACACCACUCCAAAUAGCGUGGCUACACCACACGCAUAUCAGCCCAAUGCCCAAGCCGCUCGCCUACAACAAUCAUGGUCCAACCUCGAUCUCUAUCCAUCACGAGACUCACCACAGCCACAUCAAUCGCAAGGCGCUCAGUUCCCCUUCUUCCCAGCAGGUGCCGAGUUGCCUCCACCUAUGCCAUCUGGCAACCAAUCCGCUUUUGGAAGUACUUUCAUCCAUGGCUCCGAGCCAAGAAUGUUCCCGGGCGUGGUCAGCAGACGUAGGAGGUCUUCUGUCGCACGAUCGAUGAAUCAUGGUGAUAAUGAGGAAGUCGGUGGUUUGGAACGCAGUACGAGUUCCUUGAGCCAGAGCGUGACGAAAAGCCAAGGAGAAGACGGAUUGAUGAUGAGAAGAAACACAAUUGAAGAAGCUUCGGCUGAAACUUCGCCAGAACAAAAUCCAGCAACCUAUUGAAAAAAGUGCUAAUUCCUUAUUCACUCAUUCAAUCAUUCAUUCAUUCAUUCAUAAACUUCCCCAACGCCUCACUCAAAACAUCCAUCCCAAACCUCUCCGCCAAAACCCUUAUCGUCCCCCUCCUCCCAUUCCCGGGCCCCUCAUCCUUCACAACCUCCCACUUCCCUUCCGGCCCCAAAACAAACGCAACCUUCUCCCCCGUCCUCCAAGCCUUCCACGGGUGCUGACCACCAUCACAAACAAAUUUCAAAACCCUCCCGGCAAACUCCUCCGCCUGCCUCCGUUGCGGAAAAUCCAAAACCUCAGAAAAAUUCUGCAACAACCAAGUCAAAUCUUGAACGUGGAUUGCUUGGCCCGAGAAUUUCCCCGGCCAGGGAUUCGGUUCGUUGAAUCUGUAGAUGUAAGUGGGCAUGACUUGGGAGAGGUUUGCGGCGAGGGACAUUGUGGGGGCGUAGAAUUGGAUGUCGUUGCAGAGGAGUAAGACGCGGUGGAAAGCUUGUUCGUCAUUAUUCAUGUCUGAAGAUGAAGAUGAUGAUGAUGAUGGGGAGAGAUUGUAAGCUUCAAGGACUGCGGAGGCGGAUUCAGCGCUUCCGAGGGAUUUGGUGAAGGAGGUGUAGAUGUUUUGGGCGAUGUCUUUUUUUCGGUGGGCGAGGCGCAGGAAUUGGAUGUUGCCGUCGAAUUGGCAGUCGCCGAUGAGGGCGGCUUGACACCAUUUUCUGCCUGGGAUGUCGAGGUAUGCGGUUCCGAUGUUUUCGAAGGUGGGGGAUGUGAGGCGACAGUCGAUGAUGUCGGAGUCGUGGACUGGGAUGGUGGGAAUGCCGGAUGUGAGCAUCUUGGAGCAUAAGUCGAUGCCGUCCAUGGUUAGGAGGGUGUGGAUUCGUUGUUCUGGGGUUGAGGUUUCGAGGCCG
Molecule: messenger RNA, 4670 nt
Organism: Pseudocercospora fijiensis CIRAD86
Lineage: Eukaryota; Fungi; Ascomycota; Dothideomycetes; Mycosphaerellales; Mycosphaerellaceae
Exons: 7
Coding region: 1-3762 (1253 amino acids)
Biological process (GO): IMP salvage; AMP metabolic process
Cellular component (GO): cytosol
Molecular function (GO): AMP deaminase activity
Source: RefSeq, a predicted model, not a curated record